Paramormyrops kingsleyae is the source of this 1286-nucleotide messenger RNA. RefSeq names its product RNA binding motif protein 48 (gene rbm48). Gene Ontology annotation, molecular function: nucleic acid binding. The record is from RefSeq and is a predicted model, not a curated record. Lineage: Eukaryota; Metazoa; Chordata; Actinopteri; Osteoglossiformes; Mormyridae. Gene Ontology annotation, cellular component: nucleoplasm.
GUUGAUGCUUCAGACACUCGAUUAACUGUCCCUUUCAGGGGAAUAGCUGGAAAAUGGCAGCUCCCGGUAGUAGCUCGGUUUGGAGUACCCCUGAAGUUCAAAAACACCACGAACAGCAGUCAGUUUGUCACACGAGACCCACAUAUAGAGAAGGGAGGAGACCCAAGGCAGUUAAAGUGUACACGAUCAAUCUUGAAUCUCGUUAUUUGAUGGUACAAGGUGUCCCAGCCAUCGGAGUGAUGUCUGAACUGGUGCAGCUCUUUGCACUAUAUGGGGUGAUCGAGGAAUACAGAGUGCUGGACGAGUACCCCGCUGAGCAAUUUACUGAAGUGUAUUUAAUUAGAUUGCAGAAAAUCCAGAGUGCAAGAGCGGCAAAAAGAAAUCUCGAUGAAAGGAGUUUCUUUGGAGGACUACUUCAUGUGUGCUACGCCCCUGAGUAUGAAACUGUUGAGGACACCAGGGAAAAACUACUGGACAGGAGGCGAUAUGUUGCUUGGUCGUUGCAUAACAAAGUGAAAGAACUGGAUAAGACUGAUCAAAACCAGGGUGAAAAAAGCAAAGAAGCCACAAUGGGACAGACUGCUUUGGAAACUCAGAAAUCCAUAGAGGCUUGUGUUGAAGGUGACAGAAGUGACUUUAGCAGUUUCAGAUAUCCUCUAUUGCCCCCUCCUCCGCAAGAGCGAUUUCCACCCUAUUCUGAACAGACAUUGGUGAAAUUCACAGCCGGGGAGGACAACAUGGGAUCAAAGUACCAUUUUAUGGACUCAAGUGAGCAGCCCCCUCCCUUUACAGUGCAGAAACCUUCCUAUCAUGAAAACACACUGCGGAGGGGGGCGCUCCCUGCUGCCAGAUUUAUACCGAGGACGACACAUUUAGAGAACAGAAAACGGAAAGCUGAAGAAGCCAGUAAGACUUUGUUUUCGGGAAUUGGGGGCAAAUGUGAAACUCUGAUUGGACCAAAACUACCGGAACCACCUAAACUGGAUAUGGAGGAUAAUUCCUUAAACAUCACAGCUGGUUUAAUCAGAAACACCAUGAAAAAGAUUUCAUCUGUCCCGGAGCACAAGUCAACAGAAAAGAAAUCUGCAGAAAAACCAAGAAGGAGAAUUUAAUAGAUGGAUUGGCCGCACCAGAAUAAAGUGUCCCACUGAACAUGUGGAUUGCAUAUAUGCACUUAGUAAAAAAUGUAGCUUGGGAACAACACUUGCUGCAGUCAGUGUUCCGGAGGAUUCUGGAACGCUUGCUGUUCAAAUGCACAGAUUCUCUGCAAAAGAAGACACGGGAGU